Molecule: messenger RNA, 625 nt
Organism: Rattus norvegicus (Norway rat)
Lineage: Eukaryota; Metazoa; Chordata; Mammalia; Rodentia; Muridae
Gene: Nupr1
Product: nuclear protein 1, transcriptional regulator
Exons: 3
Coding region: 87-329 (80 amino acids)
Biological process (GO): regulation of response to endoplasmic reticulum stress; negative regulation of autophagosome assembly; positive regulation of proteasomal protein catabolic process
Cellular component (GO): nucleus; nucleoplasm; cytoplasm
Molecular function (GO): DNA binding; chromatin binding; transcription coactivator activity
Source: RefSeq, marked validated
CAGCGUUAUAAGUAGGGGUGAGGGAACUGGGAGAGGGCAGACAUUUGGAAAACAGGCAAGACUUUGGAGAAAGCAGACCAGGUAUGAUGGCCACUUUGCCACCAACAGCCCACACUUCCCAGCAACCUGUAAACAUAGAGGACGAAGAUGGGAUCCUGGAUGAGUAUGACCAGUACAGCCUGGCCCAAUCUUAUGUCGUCGGUGGAGGUCGGAAAGGACGUACCAAGAGAGAAGCUGCUGCCAACACCAACCGCCCCAGCCCUGGUGGGCAUGAGAGGAAGCUGCUGACCAAGUUCCAGAACUCUGAAAGGAAAAAGGCCUGGCGCUGAGACAGAGCUGGAGAUGAGGCCAGACCACGGACACCACACCCAGCAAUGGAUACAGGACCUUGGAGAAAUUAGGAGUUGUAAGCAGGACCUAGGCCUGCUUGAUUCUUUCCCACCUAAGUGAGGCUCUGGAGAGGGAACACCAAAAAAAGCCCUUCCGGACCCAGCUAAAGGGCAAGUUAGGAGCGAGAAGCAGAGGGUAGAUGGGCAGAGCUAAGAAGGCACCCCCAAAAAGAACAGUGGGAAAAACUGGAUGCCCUUGGGUGGCAGUAACAAUAAACUGUACAACAGUGACAGCA